Pundamilia nyererei is the source of this 1250-nucleotide messenger RNA. RefSeq names its product carboxypeptidase B1 (tissue) (gene cpb1). The record is from RefSeq and is a predicted model, not a curated record. Bases 67 to 1059 code for a protein of 330 amino acids. The transcript is spliced from 8 exons. Gene Ontology annotation, biological process: proteolysis. Lineage: Eukaryota; Metazoa; Chordata; Actinopteri; Cichliformes; Cichlidae. Gene Ontology annotation, molecular function: metallocarboxypeptidase activity; zinc ion binding.
GGUGGAUGUACGGCAAGCUGCGAGGUAUAAGUGUCGUACACAAGGAAAGCCAGCUUCAUUGCCAACAUGAAGGUCCUCCUGUUUUUUGGAUUGGUGGCUUUUGCCCUCGCUGACGUCACUCGCUUUGAGGGUGAUAAAGUUCUGCGUCUGAAGCCUGUCCUUAAUGAACAUGUGAAAGUCAUUAGGGAACUGGCUAACAGUGUUCAGCUCGACUUUUGGACCCCAGAAAGUGCUGAGCAGGUGACUGUGGGCAUGAGCGUGGACAUCCGUGUGCCUGCUCAGUACCUGGACAUGGUGUUCACCGUCCUGCAGCAGAGCGGCAUGCAGCUAGAGGUCUUUAUUGAUGAUGUUCAGGAGGCUGUUGAUCGCCAGAUUGAAAACAAGGGUUCUCCCAGAGCCCACAGCUACACCAAGUACAACACCUGGAGCGAUAUUGAGUCAUGGAUGAACUCAAUGGCUACUGCCAAUUCUGAUAUGAUCAGCAAGGAGGUGAUUGGAAACACCUAUGAGGGACUGUCAUUUUAUUUAACAAUUUUAAAAAGAAAAAGAAAACUUUUAUACAUGGUUUUCUAUGUGAUUGCAGCCACUGGAGCUUCCACCAACCCCUGCAGCGAAACUUACUGUGGCACCGCUCCUGAAUCUGAAAUUGAAUCCAAGAAUCUUGCUGACUUCAUCCGCAAAAAUAAAUCCAUCAUCAAGGCCUACAUCACUAUCCACUCCUAUUCUCAGAUGCUGCUCUUCCCCUACUCCUACACCUAUGAGUUAGCUGCAGACCAUGACGAGCUGUUGGCAGUUGCUAAGGGAGCUUCUUCUGCUCUGCGUAGCCUGUAUGGCACAGUCUACACCAGCGGCCCCGGUGCUCCAACUAUCUACCCCGCUGCUGGAGGCUCUGAUGACUGGGCCUACGACCUGGGAGUGAAAUAUUCCUACACCUUCGAGUUGCGUGACGAGGGUCAAUAUGGCUUCCUGCUGCCCGAGUCUCAGAUCAAGCCCACAUGCGAGGAGACCAUGCUGGCCGUCAAGUACAUUGCGGCCCACGUGCAGAAGAACCUCUAUUAAAAUGCGGAACUGCCAGGACCCCUGCCAACUCGGCUCCUCUGUACCAGCCCCCAGCCCCUCCAACCUCUCAGCCAUCUCCUGCCCGUAUCCAUGGAUACAGGGCACCACCCGCCAUGUUUCCUCACUGUGCUUGACAGAAUGUCAAGAUGAGUGCAAACAAUAAAAUCAAUGAUCCAUCCCCACACGCUGAA